Messenger RNA from Fomitopsis serialis, 1875 nucleotides. RefSeq lists its product as uncharacterized. The transcript is spliced from 3 exons. The record is from RefSeq and is a predicted model, not a curated record. Bases 1 to 1875 code for a protein of 624 amino acids. Lineage: Eukaryota; Fungi; Basidiomycota; Agaricomycetes; Polyporales; Fomitopsidaceae.
AUGCCGCGAGCCAAGCGCAAGAAGACGCAAGACUAUGUUUAUGUGGACGACGGCGGCGAGCUUAUUCCCGAUGGUCCGGCCACACUGUCUGUCGACGUCAAUGGUAACGAGACAAUCGAAUACUUGUCUCCAGGCAUGCGGGUUGAGAAGCGCGGCGGCUGCACCACCCACGCGGACGACAUACCAUUACCAUCCCUGCUCGAAACAAUGGCCAACGGCGGCACGAACAUCGCCACCCCCGAUCGAACAGUGUACGAGUUUCUUGAACCCUCAGCGCUUGAAGAAGAUCGUACAGAGCAACCUCAGAAGAAACCUCAGGGCCAAAGCGCUCAUUCCAUUACGUUCGCUUUCCUGGAGACGUGGGCGCAGAAACUCUUGAACGUUUUUAGGCGACGCGAGGCUGACUCAAACAUUGGGAAGCCAUGCUACAAGUGCAAGAACACGGACGCCCCGUUUCGUUGCACCGAAUGCUUCAACGGUCCUAUGCUCUGUCGCGACUGCCUAAUCGACGCGCACACCUGGAACCCUCUCCACCGUGUACAGUGUUGGAACGGACGUUUUUUCGAGCGCAAACAGCUGAGUGACCUCGGCUUCAUCUUUUCCAUCGGCCACCAUGGGCGACCCUGUCCCUCGUCGUUUGGCGAUCCUCCGACCAAGCUGACUGUCGUGCACACGACUGGCGUGCAGACAAUCGCUGUGGAAUACUGCGACUGUCGACACGGAGCUCAACAUGUGGAGGAGCGACCAGUCCAGUUGUGCAACGCAGGCUUGUGGCCAGCGUCGUUCUUGCGCCCGCAAACCGUGUUCACCUUCCACGUCCUACGACUUUUCACGCACCUCACGUUUCAGGCGAAGACCACUGCCCACGAUUUCUACGGGACUUUGCGCAGGCUCACAUCUAACGCAUUCUUCGGAGACGUGAAGGAUCGCUAUCGGGAGUUCAUGACGGCUCAUCGGCAAUUCCACUACCUGCAGACCCUCAAACGCUUCGCAGUUGACGUCAAAACGAAGCUUCCGCCGGGCUGUCUCGCACUGCGCUGCCCUGCGUGUCCACAUCCGGACAUCAAUAUCGAUCCGAAUUGGCGGAACCGCCCAGAGGGCGAGCAGUACAAAGACGCCCUUCACUACGGGAAAGACGGUAACUUUAGUCUUAGUCAACACGAUAAGAAGAUGGACCACGCCGAUCCACCUCUCAUGGACGGAGCGGCGUACUACGUCGACAGUGAAGCCUACCGCGAUUAUCUCGACAAGAUGAAGGUUUAUGACGACGCCCAAGACGAGACCACCACCUGUAGCAAGUUCAAUGCCCUGUCUGACCGUUACAAGGGGAAGAUCAAAACAGGGCAGGUUGGGUUGUCGUGUACUCGACACGGUUUCGUUCUUCCUUGUGGUACUGUCGAUUUACACGUCGGCGAACGGUAUGCGAACGUCGAUUAUGCGACCCUGUCUGGCCUACGGUGGUUUCACUCUCUUGGCCUCGUAGUUGGCUCUUACGACGUCAACUGCAAGUAUGGCAUACAUUGGUGGAAGCGGCUGAAGAAUAUCGCGUCGGUUAUGCCCUCGGUCCCUGGUGUGACACUUGCCAAAGAGAUGUGGCCGGCUAUUCGACGCUGCGUCCCAAAAUGGCAUCUCGCGUCACACACGGGACUGUGUCGCUAUUUCUUUUCUUUCUACUACACACCUGGUGUCGGCAAUACCGAUGGAGAGUCUGUCGAGCGGCGUUGGGCGGCUAUGAAUGCCAUCGGGCGAUCGGUGCGGGAAAUGGGCCCCGGCCAUCGACAAGACGUCAUUGAUGCGCACAACUCGGAUUUCAACGCACAGAAGAUGUUCAAAAUGGGUCAGUCCUUUGUGUGUGUCACCGAGCCUACUGAGUAA